Messenger RNA from Meyerozyma guilliermondii ATCC 6260, 2193 nucleotides. RefSeq names its product Uga3p (gene UGA3). Gene Ontology annotation, molecular function: zinc ion binding; DNA-binding transcription factor activity, RNA polymerase II-specific; transcription cis-regulatory region binding. Bases 1 to 2193 code for a protein of 730 amino acids. Gene Ontology annotation, cellular component: nucleus. The transcript has a single exon. Gene Ontology annotation, biological process: positive regulation of transcription by RNA polymerase II. The record is from RefSeq and is a predicted model, not a curated record. Lineage: Eukaryota; Fungi; Ascomycota; Pichiomycetes; Serinales; Debaryomycetaceae.
AUGCUCGUUACAUUUGACACCAAAGUCAAAAAGAAGUCGAAACCAAAGUUUGCCGCUUCAUCGACGAAAAAAUCUCAGUUUCUGAGAGACAACUUCAAUGUCAUCGAAGACCCAUUGGAGCUUCAAACUCUAUUAAAGAGCAAUAGGUCCAAGAACGGAUGCUUAACGUGUAAAACCCGCAAGAAGAAGUGUACUGAAGAGAAACCAGCUUGUGCUAAUUGUGUAAGGUUGAAACGAGAAUGUAUUUGGAUCGAUCCACUGACCAUGACCCAGGAACAAAUUGAAGCAAAGAAGAGAGACAUUGAACAAAGCAAGAGUCGACACAAACGAAAGCAGCCCGAAGGUCCUCCUACUGAAAAACCACAAAUUUCUGCAAAAAAUGACACUUCUCCCAAAACAUCUGCUAGCUUUCUUGAACUACAGUUUUCCACCACUCCACAAAUUUCCACCACUCCACGGUUCACCAUGGGCACACCAUCUCCAAAGUUGAGCUACUCGCCAGCCCCCGAUCUUCGAGCGUCACCGAUUGAAGAAACGGAAGAACCACGAGAAAUACUAGGACACCCAUUGGUUUCUCUGUCUUCACAAGAACUGCUUCUGGCUUUCCAUAUGUAUCAUGUCGACUUUCCGCCCAAACAAGAGUCUCUGGAAGAGCCCCCAGUAGAAGAGUAUCUGUCUCUGGAAACUCCUCUCGACAUCCCGAAUGCAACCGACCAGCUUGUCACCUAUACCAAAGAACUCACAUCCACCUCAUUGUACGACUUUCUUCGAGAUUUUGGGUACCAGACCAACGGAGACGGAAUCAAACUGUCGGCACAUCAUACCCACGUAAUCUCAGCUACAUCCUCAGCUAUAUCUUUGCCCGAACUUUUGGAACAGGCAGGUUCUAAAUUAUCACCUUCACUUUUCGACCAGUUGGUAACUUCAUUUGCACAUAACGUUUCGACUCCACAACACAGUCCAUCGGUGAUUCCACUUUUGAACCAAGAGGGCUUCUACUUGUACGAUUAUUACCUCAAUACCUUAUCGCGAAAGGUAUCCAUUGCACCUUCUUCGCAAGAUGAAUCCAAUUCUUACCAGAAAGUAUUCUUACCUCUCGCUCACAAAGACGAUGGUGUCCUUUACGCUAUCUUGGCAUGGUCUUGUUUUGACCUUAAUGGCUCAUGGACUCGGAAAGGAAUGCAAUAUAUUGAGGCUGCUCUCAAACAUUUGGAAACUCAUCAUAGCGAAAAUUUGGGCCGACAUCGAUCCAAGAGCAGAGAUUCUCUCAUAUUCAAAUUGGCAUCGCUCUUAAUCAUGUGUAGCGCAGAAAUUUGCCGAGGCGAUGUGAAGAGAUGGCCCUUAUUUCUCUCUUGGGGCUCCAAGAUUCUUUCGGAAAAUGGAGGUAUUUUUAACUUCAAUAAUGACAAGGAAGAGCGCUGGCUCAUCACAGAUUUUGCGUACCACGACUUGCUAGCAAGCUCGUUACGAGAUCGUCAUCCUUACUUCCCAACCCCAGAUUAUGCCAGAUUUUUUAAGACCCUGGAGGCAGUUGGUCAAGGCGGACUCAAUCCACUUUUGGGAAUUUCAAAAAUGUUGUACCCUAUAAUUGGUGAUAUUAACACAUUAGCUUUCGAGAGUCGACGUGCAAGUAAUCAGUUGCUGGACAGCUUUCAAUCAGACAUUGUGGACGUUGAUGACGACUUGCGUAACCGGGUUAUCUUGCCUGUCCAAGAUGUGCUCAUGAAAUGUCGAAGACUUGAUGCACAAAUUGAUGGAGCAAAACCCGAACCAGAAGAUUUGGUGAAUUUAACCGAUGAGGAACUCGAACAUCAACUCACGAUUUUUGAAACUUUUCAAUUGACUGCAAAAUUAUUUCUACGUCAAGCUGUAUUGCGUUGCAGCCCACGACAUUUGGAGAGUCAAGUGCUAACGGUUGAUUUACUAAAAUGCAUUGAUAUCUUAAUCGACACUCCAGCCCAGGCUUCCUUAGUGUUCCCAGUUUUCAUGGCAGGAAUCCAUUCUAUAACUGAAAAAGAUCGCCAAAAAAUGAAGGCUCGCAUCGAUCGAUAUAUGCAAAGUUACGCAGUCACGAGUAUAAGCAGAGUCACCACAUUGAUGGAACGGGUAUGGGAACUCAAUCCAAACGGCGAUGCAGCUAUGGACUGGUUCAAAACCCUUGAAGAAUUUGAAUGGGAUUUGAACUUUUGCUAG